CUCUGUCACCCCAUGGGAAAAAUGUCCCGAUAGCCAAUCAGCUCAAAAUCCCACCCUUGUGUGAAAUUAGGAUCAGCUCAGAAGAGAAAACUGGAAAAUCGGAAUUGAAACUGGGAACAGAGAACAGAAAAUGAAGAUUCAAAAAAGAGAAAAAGCUGUAAGACAGCAGCACUUACUAAUGGAUACAUUAUUUUUAAAUUAGUAUUUUUUUUCAAGAUUCAUUUCAAGUUUUCAUUUUCCAAAUUUUCUAAACAUUUGUUUUUGCAAUUUUUUCUUGUUGCAAAUUUACAGUGUCGUGUUUUCAAAUUUACAUUUUUUAGUUACAAUGCUUGUUUUCCAAGUUUUCUAUCUGGUUUUUCAUUCACUUUAAGCUGAUCCUGAUUUGACCCCAAACACAAACUCAAAAAUCUAAAUUGAAACUGAAAAAGAGCUGAAAACAAAGAAUGAAAAACAAAACAAAAAAGAAAAGUCGAAAGUGCAAAUAAACGUUUAAAAAAAUUUUAGCCGUUUUUUUUUUUCAAGUUUUCAAUAUUAUUUUUUCAAAUUUUCAAUAAUUCCUCCAAAUUUUCAAUAUGUAUUUUCGAGUUUAAAACUGGUUUCAAGUGUUCCCACCGUGUUUUCGUCCACUCUAGCAGAUCCUGAUUGGACCACACACAUUGAGGUGUGCUGCAGUUUCAUGAAGUGCCCGUGAGACGUUCAGGGAACUGGGGAGUUCUCGGAGUCUCCAACUCUUCUCCAAAGGAAACCCUGAUGAGAAAAGCUGUUUGUGGAGAUCCUGAGGGUCCUCUCUGCAGACAGCAGCAGCGGUUCUGGAGGUUCUGGUUCUGGGAUCGGGUUGUUGUGAAAGUUGUCUGGGUUUGCGUUUGCGUGGAAUCUGCGGAUGAUGAUGAUAAUGAUGAUGUCCGCUUUCGGUGAUUCGUUAUUAGUAGUUGAUAUAAAUCAGUGUUUCCUCACUGAAACAUUUCUGCAUCAGGGAAGGUUGAAUGGGGUGUUCAUGCUGCGCAUGUGCGGUGGAACACCGUCAACAGGUCUGGCGCUUGGAGCGCAGACCGAGACACUGCUGAACAGUCGAGGCAGAACGAUGUCGUUUCUGUCGAAGAAGAAGAAGUUUAAAUUUCAGGUGAGCUUCACGCUGGAGGAGCUGACCGCUGUGCCUUUCGUCAACGGGAUGCUGUUCUGCAAGGUCCGCCUGAUGGAUGGAGACUUCCGCGCGCUGUCAUCCAGGGAGGAAGUGCAGCAAAACUGUGUCCAGUGGAAGAGGAGGUUCUCCUUUGAGUGUAAAAUGAGUGCUAACCCUGUUACAGGAGUCUUAGAUCCCUGCAUCUGCAGAGUCUCUGUACGCAAGGAACUCAAAGGUGGGAAAUCGUUCUCAAAGCUAGGUUUUGCUGACCUGAACAUUUCUGAGUUUGCUGGUUCGGGCUCAAACACAGUCCGCUGCUGUAUCCUGGAAGGCUAUGACACCAAAAACUCUCGACAGGACAACUCCAUCCUUAAGGUCACAAUUGGAAUGAAGCUUCUGUCUGGAGAUCCUUGUUUCAAAACGCCUCCUUGUACAGCUAAAUCUAUUAGCAUUUAUAAUGAGGAUCCCAACCUGCAGCUGGACUGUAAGGGGGGGAGCAGCAGCACCAGCGCUCAGCCUCCUGGGGGGAGAUCAGAGGGAUUCUGGGCCUUGAAGCACAAGUCUGUGUGUAGUUCAGGACUGCUGGAGCAGGCAGAGAACGUACCUGAGGCCUUCUGCAAAGGCCACGCCCGUGCAUCCAGCUACACCAGCCAGCAGAGCAGGAUAUCAGGGUACAGCAGCAGUCACUCUCGCUGCUCCAGCCUGACUGACCUCAGUCACCACAGAAACGCCUCCUCUAGCAGCAGCGUCUCCUGCGGAGCAGCCCAGUCUUCUCCGAUACCCCCGUCUACCCCCACUGAGCCACACCAGCAAGAGACUCCCACCAAACCAGAAAGACCCCCUCCACCUUCUGCAGCAGCCAUCAUGUCCACCAGAUCCUCCAGCUCCAGGAGGAAAAAGGACACAGUUGGACGUCAACUCAGCAAUGUGGACGAAACCCGUGUGGAUGCUGAUGACAUUGUAGAAAAAAUUAUACAGAGCCAGAACUUUUCUGACAUCGGCAGCAAUGAAGACAGCAACUUGAGAUUGUUUGUCAGCAAAGAUGGUACGGUUGCUCUUAGUGGGACACACAUUGCAAACAGAGAAUCUCCUGGUGUUUUUGAGCCUGUGGUCAUUGAAACUCGUUGAGAGAACCUGGACUUCACUUCAUGACACUGUUCAGACCGUGGAACAGCACUCCUCUGUUAGAGAAAUGACCUGUCCUAAUGUUUGUUACAACUUUUGCUGUACCGUGUUUAGAAUAUGAUAUUUAUACUUUGACCAUAGAACAAGGGGAACACAGGUUGGUUAGCUACUCUUCCAGUUUGAUGAAUGUCUGACUGCAGACGUAUAGUUUUUGACGUGUAAAGUAAAAUUCAAUUCUAUAUCAAUGGUGUUAGGCUACCGUAGGUGAACAACAGACGGGCAACCUGUUCAGAAUGAACACUGCCUUCGUCUAACUGUAGCUGGGAUGGAAUUAGCAGCUCUGUGACCAGCAGGUUCAGUGGAUGGAUGGAUGGUUGGAUGGUUGGAUGGUUGGAUGGAUGGAUGGAUGGAUGGUUUGUUCCAUGGAUGGAUGGUUCAGUGGAUGGAUGGUUCUAUGGAUGG
Oryzias melastigma (Indian medaka) is the source of this 2707-nucleotide messenger RNA. RefSeq names its product protein FAM102A. Bases 881 to 2248 code for a protein of 455 amino acids. The record is from RefSeq and is a predicted model, not a curated record. The transcript has 11 exons. Lineage: Eukaryota; Metazoa; Chordata; Actinopteri; Beloniformes; Adrianichthyidae.